Messenger RNA from Protopterus annectens (West African lungfish), 5832 nucleotides. It is a transcript of the gene FANCG, whose product is annotated as FA complementation group G. Gene Ontology annotation, cellular component: Fanconi anaemia nuclear complex. The coding region runs from base 67 to 2064 and encodes 665 amino acids. The record is from RefSeq and is a predicted model, not a curated record. The transcript has 14 exons. Gene Ontology annotation, biological process: interstrand cross-link repair. NCBI's taxonomy places the organism in Eukaryota, Metazoa, Chordata, Ceratodontiformes, Protopteridae. Gene Ontology annotation, molecular function: protein binding.
UUCAGUCAGAAGCAGCAAUUUCGGGUGCGCGGGGUACUUGACUUUAGUUUUGUAUUUUACAAGUGCAUGAUGGCCCGGAGUGUUGAACUUGGUUUUAUUGAAGCAACUACCCUACAUGAUUGGAUCGAAGAGAAUAAUGACGUUGUCAGGCAAUGGAGGGUUGCUGUUUCUGCUAAUACUAGCAGUCCAUUGCAAAACACUUUACAGUCAUGUCAUUUGUCUCUCUCCAAACUACUACUGAAAAUACAAGGGCUGCCACCUACAGUUCACAGUCUUCCUGUGGAGCUAAAAGUGUUGUACAAUACUGUUGUUUUAGAUAUUGGUGUCUCAGACUGCAUCACCCAAAAGCAUGCCAGUAUGUUAAGCCAAGGACUUUGUAGAGUUUUAGAAGUACAAGGUCAAAAGGCAGUUGGAUUGAACAGCAUGGAGCUUUGGCAGCAAAUACUGCAACAUAGUGAUGGAGAACCAGUUGUGACACAUUUGUAUUAUUUAGCCUGUUUACAGCUUGCAGUGUGGCUUCCUGAACGACAACUGGAAAACACGAAGGCUUUGCUUCAGCUGCUUAUGAUGGCUCCAGGUGCUGUUUCCUUUGAUUCUGGAAAACAAGAACAGAAUCUACUGACACUGUUUUCAAACUGGAGAAUGUUUGAUGAUGAUAUAGCUGUCCUUGUUGUGCAAGAUAUCAAGGUCUUAAAAGGCAUCCUGUACUCUUGCACUGCAUUUGUUCAAGGUUUUCAGAAAAUGGAAGAAGAUAAAUUUAAAGAUGCCAUCCAUAUAUUGCAUGAGGCUGCUGGAGGAAUUUGUUCAAGGAGAACUCUAGCAGAACUGUACACUCUGAUAGGAUCGUGUACAUGGAAGCUGGGUAAACCUCAAACUGCAUUGCAAUACUUCAAACAAGCCCUUCAGACAGAUCCCUUGUACUUAACUGCUCUUCAUCAAACCUGCAAUUUAUACCAGCAGCUUGGAAUGAUAGAUGCUGAAUUAGGGGCCCGUGAUCUCUUAUGCAGAGUUCUGCAGAACAGUAAUGGAAGUAAUAUUCAGUCUGAUCCUGCUUGCUUAGUACAAGGUGAAAUGCUUAUUCGAAGUCCUGCCUUAUCUCACUAUUUUGCAGAAGUCAAUCAGUGCUGUGCUAAAUAUACUUUAGCAAGGCGGUACAUGCAGGAUGGAAGGGUAACAGAAGCAGUGGAGCAUUAUCUUGAUCUAUUAUCUUUGUUCCAGGACAAUGCACAGCAGCAAAUAUUUCUGGGUACAGUUGUGACUAGAAUUCCAGAAGUAUACUUGGAAGCUGCUUCAGCCCUAAUACAAGCAGAGAUGUACCAUGACGUCAUUUCUGUAUGUGAUGAGAUUGAUAGUUGUACUGUGGACUUAAUUCCAGAGAAACUGACCCUUAAGUUGUAUACCACUGACCCAAAUGUGCUGGAAAUUUUGGGAAAGAAGAUUACAUUAGCUGAUUCCGAUGUCAGAGUUGCAUGGUGGCAACAUUCUAAUGAUUCUCAGAAUACAUGGAAGCAGAAAAGAGAGAGACUUAAUGCUAUCUUGUGGACUGCUGGAGCUUAUUUUCUGCAAGGAAUAGCUUACACACAUCUAAAAGCAAAUAGAGAAGCAGUAACUUAUUUUAGCAGGUGCCUUCAUGUACUUUUUAAAAUCCAAAUUGUAUAUGUGGAGGAGAAACAUUGUGAUUCAGUUCAAGAUGCCCAUUCUGAAAUAGCUGUGUUGCAGAAGAUGAAAUCAUUGGCUUUUAUUGAAAGAGGACGGUUGUUUUUGGAAUGGGGACGAGAAAAGGAAGCUUUACAAAACUUCCAGCUGAGUUUACAGACUGCUCCAGACAGUAAUCGAGCCAAGUAUUUUCUUUUACAUGUUUUGUGGAAACAAAACCGGAAGCAGGAAGCAGUGUCCUACUGGCAAAAAUAUCAGCACUCUGAGAAAGUGGCAGAGCAUCAGAAAGCAGCUGAAAGAGAUUAUCCAUUAUACAUUGCUUUUGCUACAAAAGAUGUAAAUUCCCAGGAAGAAGAAUCCUUUUUCAGAAUGAUUCAAGAAUACAGUAGAACAGCUGCUAUAGUUUGACAUGUUACUAUAGAUGUUCAAAAUGUACUGCCCAGGAAUUUCAUUUACACAAGAAGAAACAUGGAACAGAAUGAACACAAUGAAAAGGUCUUGCAACUAAAGUUAUAGUUAUAACUCUGUUACCUAAUGGUGCAGGACACUUGCAACAGGAUGAAGGUAACAAAACAAAACAAGUGAGUGGUACCGUCAAGCAAGCAACAGUCAAAAGGAGGGAGAUAUUCAGAAACUUAUUUUAGAAAGGGAAGACUUUUAGAGAGCUCUAAUUUUUUGUCAAUGAGUAUAACACAGUGAAAUGUGCUACUGUCUUUGUCAGAUAAGUGGAAUUAUUUCCUUGUUUAUUUUUGUGGAAAUUAGUUCAGUGCUAUAAAAAGCAGAUAGAUGUGCAUUAAGAGCUAUGUUUCAGAAAACUCUAGCUUUAUAUAUGCUAGUGUUUAUCAAAAGGAUGAAUUAGGAUCAGAAGAGAGGCAUGGCAUCUGUCAGUAUCACUGAUGAAGAAUUCAGAAAUAGGCUGUAGGAAUCAUCCAUAUGAGAAGAACAAUCAAUUUUUGUAUUUAUUGCUGCCCUGAGGAGGAGGAAUUUAAUGGUUCACCUAAUUCCCUCUGAGUUGCAUCUCAGUAGAGAUUCAACCAAAUGGAAACAACUGGUUGAACCUUUAAGCUAAUAAACUAUUUUUUAGUGUUUUUUGCAGGGGACAACACCUACAUACACCAUGUGUAACAGACUGUGUGCUCCAUAUAUCUUUAUAUAAAUAUCCUAACUCCACAGCUGCAUAGCCUCAUAAUAAAGACCGGAUACGAAGAAUCACUGCCAAUGCAUGCACAGAAUUUACAGAAGCAAUGAAUUCCUACGGCAGACAUUUUUGAGAGUUCAGCUUCGGUGACUGUAAACUAAUGAGCUGAAACCUCAACUCUCUUCCUUCCUUACUGUGCUCUUUGUAUUGCCUUGGCUGGGGUCUUUCCUUUCCUUACACCUUUUAGGUUUUCACAGUCCUGGUGACAGCCCCCCCCCCCCCCACACACACACACACACACUUCCCGUUACUUCUCUAAUCAGGACUCCUUUCUGACUGUGUACGCAUUAUAAUGGGUGAUUCGUGAAUAUGCCCCCCAGGACAACGACUUCCCACUCUUUGAAGUAUAGACUUGUGGCUAAAGUUGCCCUGUACUGUUGCUGGAUCUUAUUGAAGUCAAGGUCCAUCUGAAAGAUCUGACCUAGAAUGAUGUGCAGCCAAGUGAAGCAAAGUGGUAAGCUCUCUGUUUUCUCUCUCCUAUUAUUUUCUCCAAUGAACUCUCAAUACUUCUGCAUUUCUGUCCUGCUUUUUAUGAGGUCAGUAGAAGGUAGUAGUCACCUGAACUUUCCCAUUGGGAUAGAGAACUGCCUACUGGCACAAGAUCAUUCCCAGUCUCUUCCCGUGAAAUAGCUCAGACCCUUCAAUAAACCCAAGUUACAUACUCUGAAGUUGGAGCUCAAAACAUCUGCACCAGUGGCCUUGUGGCUUACAAUUCAUAACUCUCAAAAUAUGACAGGAGUCAUUGAAUUGCCAUUUGGUGGAUUAGUUGAAGCAAAUUUAACUUUCAUCAUUACAUACUUUGUUCCUGUUUAAAAACACAUGAAGGCAGAGUGACACCAUAAGCAUGAGGAACUCUCCAGUUCUCGGUGUUGUAAAUGCCACUAUACAGCUACUCUGCAACUAUUUACCCUGCACACAACUUUGGUUUGAUAGUGUUAAAUAAGUUAUGGCUUAUACUAAGACUUGUUCAGAAUGCUAGUGCUUAGCCUAUUUUACAAAGGUGUAGAUGGAGAAAGAAAGAGAACAGUGGUUGUAUUAGUUGGUACAAGCGGCCCAAAUGGUUGUGACAAGAGUAUUUGAUUACAGUCUGUCUCUGUUCCUUUCUCCUUGUCCUGCCCAUGCUACCUCAGUCUCAGCUUUUCACUGUUUUCUGUGUGCCAUUGCUGUUGAUCCUAUAAAACACUGUAAUAUGUGUUUUAUUUGCAAAUGACGAGACCAUUAAAUGGUUUACAAGUAGUUGAAAUUAACUUUAUCUCGAUCAGCUGAAAGAAAAUACAUUUUUCUUUAUGAAAAUGUUUUCAUACUGAAUCUGUCAAGCCUUGAUUUUUUGUUUGGAGACAUUAUUCCUCUCCCAUCUGCCAGAUGAAGUUCAAAGAUCAUUACAACUCAGAGAUAGAAAUACAGUUUGUAGUUUUCUUAGAGUGAAAGGGCUGUUUUUAACAAAUCCAUGCUUUCCUUAGAUGGAGAAAAUUAUUUUCAGUGAAUCAGUCUUUUGAAAUGCACAUUGUGUUGAUGUAAUUUAAGUCAAGCAAGUGCAAAUAUUGGGAGCUGGAGUCUCUAAACUCCACGGGUUAAGAUGCCUCCCACAAGUGAAGCAUUAUACCAGGCACACCUACACAGAUUCGUGGUUACUGCCAUAGUCUCUCCGUAACUUUGGCUACUUUUUCUCCAUAACAGACAACUAGGCUGAUAUAAAAAUUGUGGGGCUGAUCUUCAUCCAAUGAUGUGUGUAAAACAGUUGGAAAUUACUUAAUGAAAAUCGAUUUUGACAGCAAGUAAGGCCUUAUUCAUCCAAGAUUUUUCACUUUCUUUUAUUUAUAUUUGCUGUCAGAUCUAAUCACAACAUUAUAGUUUUAUGUAAGAACCACAAGUGGCAGCUGAGUUAUUGCAGAAACAAAUCAAGCCUUUUGUUUUUGUAUAAGUAAAAAAAAAUUAUCCUAUCUCUUUGAUGACUUGCAUCUACAAAUGAGGUACUUCUGCUCCAGUAUCUGUAUUCUGAAAAUUAAUAACAUACUGGAAUGUGCAGUGAGUAUUUUCAGCUCAGAUGUCUUUAUCUGAUAAGUAAUAAUAUAGUGGAAUGUAUUUUAUAAUUCUAAGUAUUGUCAUGCUUCUGACACUGCGUUUCUGCAGUAUCUAAAAAAACAUUUUAAGACAAAAAGUGGCAGUGGUAUCUAACAGACAGCUAACUUUGGAGCCAGUAGAUAGUAAAGAGAUUGAAAAAGCAGAAUUUUGGACGACAGUGAAGAAUUUUUGCCAAUCUUCCACUGUACUGUCUCUAUGGGAUAUUUAAGCUGAAGCCUCAGAAGUGCAUAUCUGAUAGCCAUGACAGAAAAAGUAACAGUUUGAAUGGCUACUGGUAUGUCUGCAGUGGUAUACAGAAUGUAUACUGCACCAUGUCUGUACAUUGAUGAGUUUACUUUAUGCAGCACAAUUACGUGAAAAAAAAAAAAAUCAAAACAUGUUUGAGUAACAAAGGAAUUGCCUUAUUUUCAUGCUUAACUUGCACAAGGAUCCGUUUUCUCCAGUACUUAAUUUCAAAUUGUGAUUUAGUAAUCUUAUGGCUUUAUGAAUUAGACGCUUCAUUGUCUUUAUUUUUUAGCAGCAGUUAAAAUGAAAGAAUGAGUUUUAAACCUCAAUAUUUACUUUUGAUUUUCAUAACCCCCAUUUCCAUGUUGUGUAACCCUGAGCAAAUCACUAAAUUUCUACUUUCUUCUUAAAAUAUUCCCAUAGUUAAGUUUUGCUUAGUAUGCAUUUCUUCAGUGAAUUUUUUUAAAACAAUGCAUCAGCUCAGAUUCUAGAAUGAUAACUAGUCCAUUUUUGUAUGUAAACGUGUCUCUGGAUGUUAAGAAAUAACUUAAAAAUAUAAGAAGUGUUCUGUUUUUUGUUGUUAAUUUUAUAUAGCUGCAAAAUACAUGUAUGUGUUAUAUUUAAUGUUACACAAAUGUCAUUAAAACAUUUAGCUGUAAAUUGUGACAUAA